Musa acuminata AAA Group (dessert banana) is the source of this 898-nucleotide messenger RNA. RefSeq lists its product as uncharacterized. Lineage: Eukaryota; Viridiplantae; Streptophyta; Magnoliopsida; Zingiberales; Musaceae. The record is from RefSeq and is a predicted model, not a curated record. The coding region runs from base 58 to 588 and encodes 176 amino acids. The transcript has 2 exons.
UUGCCAAAGCACCACAACACCACUCUGAAGACAUCAGAAGAUAGAAUUUGAAGGCCAAUGGGGAGAUACAUGAAGCAGCAUGACAAAGAAUACUUGAAGAUGGCCAUCUUGAAGCAGGAAACUGCCUUUCGACAACAGGUGCAUGAACUCCACCGUCUAUACCAAGUUCAGCAUCUGCUGAUGAGAGAAAUGAAGAACACCAACAAGAAGAUCCAACUGGACGAACAUUGCAGGGCACUUGAUCUGGAGCUGCCGGCAGAACAAUUCAGUGGAAAGCAACAUAGAAAUGUGGUGUUGGAGACUUACCAGGAAAGCGACUUACAGCUGACGCUUGCAACCGGAAGCAGCACCCGACGAAAAGAAACAUCAACUGCUUCAGAUUGUGGAUCUAGUUUUUCUUCAUCUUCAACACAGUCUGGAACUACAAAACAAAAUGGCAACAGAUCAGGACUGUUCCAGGUUCCUGAGAUUGAUAUGAGGUUCAAUCAUGAUAGGCAUAGUGGAUUCAAGAUUGAGGAACAAAUGAGACAGGAUGGUGUAAAGCAGCGUACUUGGUUUUCUCAAUGUUUGGGCAUGAACAUGACAUGAUUGCUUUAUGCAAAGCAAUGAGAUAUCAUUUGUGGUUGUCAGAGACAACCAAUUUAGAUGGGAAACUGCCCUGUAGAGUUGAAGAUGGUGAGCAGUGAAUCUGUAUAAGCAGAAAAGACAAUAAGCUAGAAUUAACAGAGGAGAGAUGCACGUUAUAAUUGGAACUAGAAGGCCUUAGCAGCUUAAACUAUUAUCAAUGCUAGAAGUACAUUCUCUAAAUGAUGUACUAAGUUGUUUAUUGGAUGAUGUAAAACCUAUCGAUCUCUCAAUCACCAGCAACUUUCAAAUGACAAACUAUUCUGAAGAAGCA